Molecule: messenger RNA, 1791 nt
Organism: Globicephala melas (long-finned pilot whale)
Lineage: Eukaryota; Metazoa; Chordata; Mammalia; Artiodactyla; Delphinidae
Gene: POU3F4
Product: POU class 3 homeobox 4
Biological process (GO): brain development; regulation of transcription by RNA polymerase II
Cellular component (GO): nucleus
Molecular function (GO): RNA polymerase II cis-regulatory region sequence-specific DNA binding; DNA-binding transcription factor activity, RNA polymerase II-specific
Source: RefSeq, a predicted model, not a curated record
AGCUCCUGUCACUCGCACUAGGCAGCCAAUGGAGCCGAAAGAUUGAUUCACUUCCUGCUUGGGUCUCACAGAAACUCUCGAGCUUCGCCAGCCUAAUUUGGAAAGCUAGCCCGGCCUCCCGUGCCGCCAUUGGCCGAGUCCGCGGAAGGCCAGGCCGAGACGCGCUGCAAUUGGCCUCGGCGGGUGCCGGUAACUCGCUUUCGCGGCUUUGGCUCCCCUGUACCAUAGAUGUCAAAGGCUGAAGCUGCUCCCUUUGCCACAUUAUAACUAGUAGGGGAUCCUCACCGACCAUGGCCACAGCUGCCUCGAAUCCCUACAGCAUUCUCAGUUCCAGCUCUAUGGUCCAUGCGGACUCUGCGGGAAUGCAGCAGGGGAGUCCUUUCCGAAACCCUCAGAAACUUCUCCAAAGUGAUUACUUGCAGGGAGUUCCUAGCAAUGGGCACCCCCUCGGGCAUCACUGGGUGACCAGUCUGAGCGAUGGAGGCCCAUGGUCUUCCACACUGGCCACCAGCCCCCUGGAACAGCAAGACGUGAAGCCUGGGCGCGAAGACCUACAGUUGGGCGCAAUCAUCCAUCACCGCUCUCCGCACGUCGCCCACCACUCUCCGCACACUAACCACCCGAAUGCUUGGGGGGCGAGCCCGGCUCCGAAUCCGUCCAUCACGUCGAGCAGCCAACCCCUUAACGUGUACUCGCAGCCGGGCUUCACGGUGAGUGGCAUGCUUGAGCACGGCGGGCUCACUCCACCGCCGGCCUCUGCCUCCACGCAGAGCUUACACCCAGUGCUCCGGGAGCCCCCAGACCACGGCGACCUAGGUUCGCACCACUGCCAGGACCACUCGGACGAGGAGACACCAACCUCGGAUGAGUUGGAACAGUUCGCCAAACAGUUCAAACAAAGAAGAAUCAAGUUGGGCUUCACGCAGGCUGACGUGGGGCUGGCGCUGGGCACACUGUACGGCAACGUGUUCUCUCAGACCACCAUCUGCAGGUUCGAGGCCUUACAACUGAGCUUCAAGAACAUGUGCAAGCUGAAGCCGCUGCUGAACAAGUGGCUGGAGGAGGCUGAUUCGUCCACAGGGAGUCCGACCAGCAUUGACAAGAUCGCGGCGCAGGGCCGCAAGCGCAAGAAGCGAACCUCUAUCGAGGUGAGUGUCAAGGGCGUACUGGAGACGCAUUUCCUCAAGUGUCCCAAGCCUGCCGCGCAGGAGAUUUCCUCGCUGGCAGACAGCCUCCAGUUGGAGAAAGAAGUGGUGCGUGUCUGGUUCUGUAAUCGAAGACAGAAAGAGAAAAGAAUGACUCCACCAGGGGAUCAGCAGCCACAUGAGGUUUAUUCGCACACGCACACGGUGAAAACAGACACGUCCUGCCACGAUCUCUGACUGCAGGAAGCGAGGAAGCAACCGGCCGCACUGGGAGCAGCGCGGAUUUCUCUUUCUCUUCCACUCUCUUCCUUUUACUCCAGCUUUUUAAUUGCUAUUUCUCUAGCUCUCCGUCUCUCUCUCUUUUUUGUUGUUCGUUCUUUCUUUUCCCCCUCUCUCCAAUUUUUUUUUUAAAUAGGGGACUCUAACAUAUUAAGAAAGAAAACACACACACGCAUUCAGGCUUCUCAACGCGGAUACACAGUUGCUUUAAACGGUCCAGGCGGGGACCUCAUAUCCCCUGCGCCAGGCAACAGCUCCCUCCAACCUUUUCUGCUGAUCAAUAUAUAUUGUUUACUUUGAGUAAGGUUUUUUGUUGUUUUUGUUUUUGUUUUGUUUUGUUUUUGGUCGCUCCUCUCUAGGAAGAGAA